This is a messenger RNA of Staurois parvus, 641 nucleotides long. NCBI's taxonomy places the organism in Eukaryota, Metazoa, Chordata, Amphibia, Anura, Ranidae. The record is from the annotation of a GenBank genome assembly.
GAUCAUCUUUUGCCCCUGGAGACCCCAGCUGUUGGGAGUUGGAGUGGGAGAGGAAUCUACAUCUGAUGUUGGGGGAAGUUCAGGCACUCCAAACUUGUGUGAAAUGCCGUCACCUCCACCUGAGUUGCCUGAACAUCCGCCAACAUUGGAUCCAGCUGGAUCAGCACCCCGUACACCUGGACCCAGCCCCCUUCUCAAGCUUGGGGAAAGGCUGUUGUUCAACAUGGAGAGAUUAUGGGAGCAAAGGAGGCUUUCUAAUGCAUCCAGUAAUAUAGAAAGAUUACUGGUGCUCCAACAUGAAGCCCUGCUUGGACUUGUCACCGCGGUCAGGGAUCAGACUAACAGCAUUGCAGGACCUUAUUCAUGAUAUCUGGGCCUUAUGUCAAGCAGGGGCUGAACAAAAUGCACCUUCGGCCAGAGGCUCCCAACCCCUGUGCAGUAGUAGUUUGGGGCCAAUGCCAAGGUUGCCACAGAGUUUCCCCUGUAGAAAGUACCAUGGAAGCAGCAGGGGAACAAGCUUUGGAGGUGCCAAUUCUGGAACUACCCACUCUGGAGCAGCCCCCUCAAGAAAACCUCACCCGAAGACCAGUAUGCCUCCUUCCCCAUGGAUCCCUCUUCUGCACCUUCCUCACACUCCCCUU